Molecule: messenger RNA, 2972 nt
Organism: Oncorhynchus tshawytscha (Chinook salmon)
Lineage: Eukaryota; Metazoa; Chordata; Actinopteri; Salmoniformes; Salmonidae
Product: biogenesis of lysosome-related organelles complex-1 subunit 2
Exons: 6
Coding region: 105-773 (222 amino acids)
Biological process (GO): lysosome localization; endosomal transport
Cellular component (GO): gamma-tubulin complex; BLOC-1 complex; BORC complex
Molecular function (GO): gamma-tubulin binding
Source: RefSeq, a predicted model, not a curated record
UGAGUUUGAUACCACUGGGCUACCGUAUUUAUUUAUGUAGCUAGCUACUUAUUUAGCAAGCUAAAAACACAGAGCCUAACAUUAGCUAGUUAGCUUCUGGGAGGAUGUCAUGUCAUUGGCGGAGUGGUAGAUGCAAAAUGGCGGCCACGGGAGAGGAGGCUGCUGAGAUGGACUGCAUCUCAAGAGUUUCCUUGGCCCAUCCCACCGUCCUCAGCCUGGAAGGGAGCUCAGACCCCCGGGGAGAGCCUGCCUCUGAGGGCCAGGAGGUUGUGACUGCGGCGCCCAAGAAGCCCAUCAACAGCAGUGACGGUGGGGUGGAGACUGCAGAGGAGGCCGUAGAGCCAGCAGAGCCAGACAUCAAUGAACUCUGUACAGACAUGUUCGAUAAGAUGGCUGUCUUCCUACAAGGAGAACUCACUGGCACCUGUGAGGACUACCAUCUACUGGAGAACAUGAACAAGCUGACAAGUCUGAAGUACAUGGAAAUGAAAGACAUCAGCAUCAACAUCAGCAGGAACCUGCAGGACCUCAACCAUAAGUGUUUGUUUAUUAGUCCUUCAGAUGUGACAGGGACGAAAUUCUCACGCCAGCCUGCAGCCUUACUUAGACCAGAUAAAUCAAAUAGAGGAACAAGUGUCUUCUCUGGAGCAGGCUGCUUACAAACUGGACACCUACUCCAAGAAGCUGGAGGCCAAGUUCAAAAAACUGGAGAAGCGAUGAGGAUUAUGGAAGGAGGAAGAGUGGUUACUGGUCCUCCUUCACCCAAGCUGUAAACCAAACCUAACAUAUACGAUCUGAGGAAGCAGACCCACACCUCUACAUCAGCCUGACAUAGAGCAGAAUGGGGCAGCCUGGGGUUGGUCGGAGGAAUAUCCCAGAUGUUACACCUAGCAUUAUCAUUUUGGUUGGAUCAUUUAAGUUGCAUCUUAAUACCAGGUGUAGAUGGCACUUUGGGUAGUUUGUGUCCAUAUUCCUGUUAACAUUCUAGGUCACUCUGUCAGUCCUGUCAAAAUUGCUAUUCACUUCCUGGAUUUACUGAGUUUAUCCUGAAUUGUCCCCUGCUGGGUGCACACUACUGUAGAAUCACCACCCUCCUAACCUAGAAGUUAGUUACACAGAUGACAACCAAAUUCACUUUGAUUGAAGGACAUUAGCUUCUUUAAAUGUUUUCCUGUGCUGCUGGCAUUACUGAAUUAACAUGACAAAAUUACCUUUGUUUUGUGUGAAUACUACUGUCUCUUAAGAUCGUCAUACAUGUGAUUGUAGCUUGUGUAAUUGUAGCUUGGGUAAAAUGUAUCAUUUAAAAACAUUAACUUUGAACUGAAAAUACAUUUAUCAAAGAAACGGAUGUCAUUUCACCAGCAGAUGGCAGCGGUACUCCAUGUUCAUACUGCAAUCCUGUGUGUGUUUGUAAGAUUCGGGGUACAUUUUAUUAAGAGACAGUGUGAUCUCCCAGAGAACAUUAUUGAUUCACAUUACAUUUACACAGAAACAUGCCACGGAACCUAAUCAACACAGAUAACCCCCCCUAUUUGUAUUUAUUUUAUUUAACGAGGUAAGUCAGUUAAGAACAAAUUCUUAUUUACAAUGACGGCCUAUGGGUGGGUGGGGGGAGGGUAGUAGUCCUAACCAUCCACACAGACUACCACUGUAACCUAACCAACCAAACCCACAUUCAGAACCCAUCUAGAGCCCUAAACAACUACAGAAAUAAAAAUAUGUCACAUGCUUUGUAAAAAGUGUACACUAACAUUGAAACGCUUACCUUCAGGUCCUUCUCAACAAUGCAGAGAAAGAUAAAAGUAAUGAUAACUUGGCUACAUACACUGGGUACCAGUAGCGAGUCGAUGUGCCGGGGUACAAGGUAGAUAUGUACAUACAGUGCCUUCAGAAAGUAUUCCUAUCCCUUGACAUAUUCCACAUUUUGUUGUGUUACAGCCAGAAUUCAAAAUGGAUUUAAAUCAAAACAAUUAUAGUCAGACAGCCUUAGACUGACAUCACCAUUUUAAAGGUCUUCAGUUGAUAUUAUUUUAAAAUGCUUAAAGUGGGGUUUAUGUAACGUGCACUAGUCCAUUGCCAUGCAUAGCUAUCUACCAGUGUAGCUGUUCCUGCCCUUAAUUGUUUGCUACUGAGUUGGUUGUUCAGGUUUAAGCCAGGCGUGCUGCGUUAGAUAACUCGCGUGUAGUUCACCCAUGCUUUGUCUCCCUGAAGUAGAUCUAAUCACGUUCUGUUAGAUCACAGGUGUCAAACUCAUGCCAUGGAGGGCCGGCCAGGUGGCAGCGGGUUUUCGCUCCUCCCUUGUACUUCAUUGAUGAAUUAAGGUCACUAAUUAGUAAGGAACUCCCCUCACCUGGUUGUCUAGGGCUUAAUUGAAUGGAAAAACCCAAAACCUGCAGACACUAGGCCCUCCAUGGAAUGAGUUUUACACCCCUGUAUUAGAUGUGGCACUGUCUUGUAAACGACAAAAUGUGGUCAUUUAAACUAAUGAAUGCAAAUAACUUCAAUCAUAGUUUCCAUCGUCUUACCUGGUCUAAUUAACAAAGUAAAGUCGUUGUCAUUAAAUGCUCAUUCUCAUCGGUUAGUACGUGUGGGCGGAGUUGAGGUGUAAGGCGAUAAAUGCUUUCCUUUUCUCUCCGCUUGAACAUCAAUUUACCUUGUAGCAGAUUGUUGCAUCAUGUACGUACAGGCAGUUGAUUUAGGAUGUUGUAGACUCUCUUUCCUUCCACUAAGGGGACAGUUGGACUGUUUAAAACAGGAAAAAGGGGUAAUCCCAAUAUAUGUUUUAGUAUUUAGGCCUAGUAUUAGCUGCAGUAGUAACCCUAUUGAGGGGCUGAGCUUUAGACUUGCCAUCUUCUGUCAUUUGUGUGAGUUUUCAUAUUCUUAAUGUUGCUGUUAUUGACAACUGUUUGAGACAAGCCAUGUAUCCUGAAAUCCUGCAUCUGUAAUAUAUUAAAGUAUUACUUUGUAUCCUC